AUGAAUUCUUCAUUCAUCGCAUCUAGGUUGUUUCUUUCCCUGGUACCUUUUAAUAUUACCUCUCAAUUAGCUAUGCCAAAACCUAACACUGAUGCUAUAGAGUUUCUUAAAGGUAGAGUCUAUUUGGGCUCUUAUGACCAUGAUCCCAAUGACACAGAUAAAGUGGUAUACUUUACUUUGGAAGAUUCUUUGAUUUAUAAUUCUUUUCAUCUAGAUUUCGGCCCACUGCAUAUGGGUCACUUGUAUCGAUUUGCUGUCGUACUUCAUAACAUCCUGAAUGAUGAAGACAAUAGGGGAAAGGCAGUGGUAUUUUACUCGACCACCGAUUCUAGAGCAAGGACAAAUGCUGCUUGCAUGUUAUGCUGUUACAUGGUUUUGGUACAGAGUUGGUCACCUCACCAGGUGUUACAUCCUAUCUGUCAAGUAGAUCCUCCGUUUAUGAUGUUCAGAGACGCUGGUUACUCACAUGCUGACUUUGAAAUUAGCAUUCAGGAUGUCGUAUAUGCUGUUUGGAGGGCCAAGGAGCGCAAGAUGAUAGAUCUGACAUCUUUUAACUUGGAAGAAUACGAACAAUAUGAGCGAGUGGACCAAGGAGAUUUGAAUGUUAUUUCUAAAGACUUCAUUGCAUUUGCCUCUCCAAAGCAAUCAAGAAAGAAUGGACCAUUGAAUCAACCGUUUAAGAAAGUUUUAGACUAUUUUUGUAAGAAUGAUGUGCAACUGGUUGUGCGUUUGAACUCUCACCUCUACGAUUCAGAAGAGUUUUCCAAAAGGGGUAUACAACAUAUUGACAUGAUAUUUGAUGAUGGAACAUGCCCUACAUUGGAAUACGUCCAGAAAUUUGUCGGAGCUGCUGAGACAGUGAUUGCCAAGGGGGGUAAGAUCGCAGUCCAUUGUAAGGCUGGACUUGGCCGCACAGGGUGCCUUAUUGGCGCCCAUUUGAUCUACACCCAUGGAUUUACUGCUAAUGAGUGUAUUGCGUAUAUGCGAAUGGUCAGGCCGGGUAUGGUUGUGGGCCCUCAGCAGCAUUGGUUAUACUUGCAUCAGAACGAGUUUCGUGAUUGGAGACACUCUAUGGUGUUAAGCAAUGUUCCAGAUCCAGAAUUGGGCGGUUUGUACCCCUUAAUAAACUAUGAAGAGUUCAAAAGACUUCGAAAGCUGGACGCUAUGGAAGAUGAAAGCCUCUCGAGCACUCCAAUGAGAAGCAGGAAGAUCUCGGGGCAGUUCAAAAGUGCACAUACUGCUGUACCCCUAGAGAGUCCUGGUCAACCUCGUAAGUACAAACAAUCCCAAUCUCAAAACUCUGAUGACGAGGAUUAUGAGACCUACAUCGAUGGAGAAAUCAUUUCCAGUACGUCGAAAGAGAAUGAGAUGACUCCAAGAAGAAAUAGGUCACUCUAUGAAGUUGAAACGUACCAUACAAGUCCAGUCAGAUCGCUGACAAACCCUAAUGGGAAUGUUACUCUUUGCAGAACGAAAACCACUACCAAGAUGACCAUCUCUUCUUCACCACCAUAUUCAACACAAGACACGGAUACUAUAAAAUUACCCAAAAAUAGGGCUAGGAUUUCUUCAGGACGGAGAACACCCUCUCAAACGCUUACUGGUGAAAAACUACUGGGACAAGGGAUUCGAAAAAUCAGCAACAGAAGGUCAAGAAUACAGCAAUAA
Molecule: messenger RNA, 1668 nt
Organism: Komagataella phaffii GS115
Lineage: Eukaryota; Fungi; Ascomycota; Pichiomycetes; Pichiales; Pichiaceae
Product: Protein phosphatase required for mitotic exit
Exons: 1
Coding region: 1-1668 (555 amino acids)
Biological process (GO): microtubule cytoskeleton organization; positive regulation of cytokinesis; protein dephosphorylation
Cellular component (GO): mitotic spindle midzone; mitotic spindle; nucleolus
Molecular function (GO): protein serine/threonine phosphatase activity; protein tyrosine/serine/threonine phosphatase activity
Source: RefSeq, a predicted model, not a curated record